Molecule: messenger RNA, 933 nt
Organism: Caenorhabditis briggsae
Lineage: Eukaryota; Metazoa; Nematoda; Chromadorea; Rhabditida; Rhabditidae
Gene: Cbr-rab-33
Product: Protein CBR-RAB-33
Exons: 4
Coding region: 1-933 (310 amino acids)
Biological process (GO): Rab protein signal transduction
Cellular component (GO): Golgi apparatus; endosome
Molecular function (GO): GTPase activity; GTP binding
Source: RefSeq, a predicted model, not a curated record
AUGUCUGAGCACCAUGUCCACAUCCCUCCUCCUCAGUUUUCCACCUAUGCCACAGUAAUCGAUCCACCAAGACAAGUCACUGCGACACAUCCAGAGGAAAUGACGUGCGAGCCAGUUCCACCGAAUCCGGCGGCUGAUAUUGAGGAAAUCGCCCCGGCAGCAUCCUCGACUCCUGUUCGCGUACCGUAUCCUACCGCAGCUCCAACAGUUCCACCGCCUAUCCCAUCUGCACCUGAAUCAUCCUCUACAGUACCGAAGAAAAUGGCUUUGGCGCCAUCCUCGAAUAAAACCUAUAAGCAAAAACGAACAUUCAAGGUUAUCAUAGUCGGAAACGCUGCAGUUGGCAAAACAUGUCUGUCAUUCAGAUUCUGUUGCGGACGAUUCCCAGAGCACACAGAAGCCACCAUUGGAGUAGACUUCAGGGAGAGAAGUUGUGUGAUCGAGAACGAACUCCUACGCGUGCAACUAUGGGACACAGCUGGACAAGAACGGUACCGCCAGUCGAUCGUUGCUCACUAUUAUCGUAAUGUGAACGCUGUAGUUUUCGUUUAUGAUGUGACAUGUCGUGAAUCGUUCAAUGACUUGGCUCUGUGGAUCAAAGAAUGUGAAAAACAUGGAUUGGUAGGCGAUAGUGAAGUUCCUCGUAUUCUGAUUGGCAAUAAGUGUGAUGUGGAAUGUACGAAUCGAGUGUCAACAGAUGAAGCACAGAUGUUCGCCGACCGCAACAAUAUGGCGUUGUUCGAGACAUCUGCCAAAGCUGCUUCUGAAGCCGAUCACGUGGAAUCGAUCUUCUUGACUCUUCUUCAUAAACUUCAGCAGAGCAAACCGAUGCAUGUUCAAUCACAAGACGAAAGGCAACAAAAGGAACAGGAGCGUCUGAUUCUGAAAGCUAAUGAAGCUGGGAACGUUGAAGAAGAAGGCUUCUGUUGCUGA